GGGGACACGGCCCCUAUAGAGUGGGUUGGUGAACUGACAGGGUUUACUCCAGUACACUCUGCUGCGUGCGUAGGGGAGUUGACAGAGACCGAAGGGUAGACUAUAAGAGGAGGAACGUUGACGUGUACAGAGGACGUAUCAGCACGGCGUUGAGUGAGGUUCACACAUACAAACCAGCAAGAUGAAGAUAGUGAUGUUGGCUGUGGCUCUGGCCCUGCUGUUGGCUAGUGGUGAAGCACUGGACUGUCUGCGCUGUGUGCCAACUAAGGCAGGAAGAGACUGUGAGGUGACAGUAGAAACCUGCCCCCCAGAGAAGGACGGAUGUUCAGCCGCCAAGUUCCUCAGAGCACCAUUUGGCCAUUUCCAGAGAUGCAUGGACAUGUCGGGCUGUAAGCAGUUCCAAACCAACGCUUACAUCAACAUGAAGUGUUGUGGCACUGACAAGUGCAACACGUUCUAGAAUCUAUAUACUGGUUAACGUUCUAGAAUCUAUAUACUGGUUAACGUUCUAGAAUCUAUAUACUGGUUCACAUUCUAGAAUCUAUAUACUGGUUCACAUUCUAGAAUCUAUAUACUGGUUCACAUUCUAGAAUCUAUAUACUGGUUCACAUUCUAGAAUCUAUAUACUGGUUCACAUUCUAGAAUCUAUAUAGUGGUUCACAUUCUAGAAUCUAUAUAGUGGUUCACAUUCUAGACCAGGGGUAUUCAAAUCCUUCCAUGGAGGUCUGGAGUACUGCUGGUUUUCUGUUCUACCUGAUAAUUCAUUGUUCCCACCUGGUGUCUAAAUCAGUCACUGAUUAGAAAUGGAAUAAAUAAAAACAGAGGAACUGGCUUUGAUUUUGGAGUUAAGGGUUCUAUCUAGACCAAUAUUUCUCUACUUUAUAACAUCCUGAUUCAGUUCAUUGAAGAGAGGAGGUAGAGCAUCCACCAGGCAAACCAUCAGAUCAACCAUCACAACAUCAACCAUCACAACAUCAACCGUCACAUCAACUAUCACAACAUCAACCAUCACAACACAAAACAUCACAUCAACCACUCAAAUAUGUCUGAUAUUUACAAAACAAACGUGAAUAAUUAUUCGACUUAAAAUAAACCAAAACCUUAACCA
Molecule: messenger RNA, 1108 nt
Organism: Oncorhynchus mykiss (rainbow trout)
Lineage: Eukaryota; Metazoa; Chordata; Actinopteri; Salmoniformes; Salmonidae
Source: RefSeq, a predicted model, not a curated record